Molecule: messenger RNA, 324 nt
Organism: Ascochyta rabiei
Lineage: Eukaryota; Fungi; Ascomycota; Dothideomycetes; Pleosporales; Didymellaceae
Exons: 1
Coding region: 1-324 (107 amino acids)
Source: RefSeq, a predicted model, not a curated record
AUGUCGGACUCCGAAGCCAGCAGCGUUUCCAACUUUUCCAUGCCACCAACCUCACUCCCCAACGGCUACUUAGUUCGCGAUUUCGGAUACCAAACCACAUCAGCACGGUAUCGCGGCGACCACACGCCCGAGAACAAUCCCGAUCACGACAUCGACUACGACACGCCUGAGUACCGCGAAAUCGCUAUGGAGAAUGCGCGGAAGAGUCACGCCAUCUACAUGGGCGCAGUGCCGGAGAAGAAGGAAGCUAAGAAGGAGGGCUGGAUGCGAUUUAUUCCUCGCAAGGAGAUGCUGCCCAAGAAGGGGAAGUGGAUGCCAUGGUAA